UAUUACCUUAAUCAUUCGCGACAUAAACGUCAACGAUUUUUUCUUGUCAUUUUUACAUUAUAUUAUUUUAAUGAUUUUAUAAUUUAUUUACUUAACUAAAUAGUAUAUUAUUUCUAAUAUGCAACAAAUUUCUAAACCUGAGGAGACUGAAUUGAAUGAUUUAAGCUUUAAGAAGCGAUUGGAGAAUGUAAAGUAUAACCUGGAGAAGAGAAUACAAUUGCCAUAUACAACAGAAGCCAAAAAUAAGGAGACUGAUUCGUUCUCGUGUAAUAAAACUUUUAAAUCCCAUCCUAGAAUCUGUUCUAGUUCGAAUACGUAUGUUUCAGUUUCACCAAGAUUUAAUAGGUCAUACAUUGAUUUUGAUAUUGAAAGCUUAGAAAGAAACAAAGAACGGAUAAAAAAUGCCAGAAGACUUCAUGAAAAGUUAAGCUACAAGUAUCCAAGCCAAGACCAACUUUUCGAUAUUCAUAUCGGUGACUCUUAUGAUGUUACUCCCGUUACCAGUUUUUCGAACAUAUUGAAUAUGAAUGCGAUGUCUGUCAGAAAUGAUCCGAAUUUCACAUCUGAAAUUAAAGAAUUGUACAUGCCUAAGAGAAAAGGCAGUGUUCCUACACCAGAAAUAAAAUACAGUAAAACUAUUCGCCGAGAAGAUAAGGGCGCAUCAAAAUUUGUCACACAACCUUUACAUAAAAUACUACCCGAGAGUGUGUUUGAAAAGAAGUUUAGAUGCUUUGUUGAGAAAAGUCUGCAAAGUUUAAAUGAAAUAAGAAACCUUCUCGAUAAGGGGAUUGAACCACCAGAUGGAGAUGAAGAUAUAUCCAGAAGAAAAUUAAGAGUUAAGGAGUUUUCAAAUCGAUUUUCAAGGAACUAUCUUUAUCCAAUCGUCAGGCAGAUUGAUGAAUUAAGUAAAUUUAAGCAAAUCCAUCCCACUACCAAUCAAAAGGUGUUAAACGCUUAUAAUGUUAUAUAUAACGGACUAGUAGCAUAUCAGAAUCAUCUUCCUACCUCCAUAGGUGCAUGUUCUUCAGAUAAACUAAAACUACUGCUUAAACACCUUAUGGAUCUUUGUGAUAUUCAUUUUAAACUUGUACCAAAAGAAGACGAAAAUGGUUACUGCGAUAUUAUACAGAAUUUUAAACAAAAUGCUGAAGUUACUCUUCAGAAAGUCGAAGAUAUGUUCACAAAAUAUAAAGAAAUUAUUUCUAUUCCACCAAGUACUCCACAAUUUCAUCCAGAGCGCAAACCAAAUCGAAUUAUCAAGAAAAAUAAAAAUAAUUUGGAAGACAGACUAUACAUGUAUAACACAUCAUCAAAAACGGUAGAAGCGUUUAGCAAAAAGAGAUUGAAUACAAAAUCCCGUUACAAAACAUCGCAAUUCAAACAUAGACCACUGUUGGAAAAGGUACGCAUUGGAGAUCCAGUUCCUCUAGUUAAUUCAAUGUCAAAUAAUUGUAAAAUUCUAACCAAGAAAUUAGCUGGUAAUAUAAAAAAAUCAACUCUUCCUUCUCCAAUAAACGAAGACUCUAUUUCUACUAUGAUUCAAAUGGUGAAUGUUGAUGUAAGGGACGAUUUGGAAUUGGAUGCGGAGAAAAAGGACGAAACAAAAACAGAAAUUGUGAAUCAUGAGGAAAUUGUGGUGAAAUUGCUCCAGUUGGUACUGGAAAUGAAGGAGAGGAGAAAAGAUGACUGCGAUGAAAACGUUCAAAGGUCAAACGACGAGAAAGAAACAAAAAUUUUAGAGAAAAUAAAAGAAGGUUGUGACUACGAAGUUCUCAAAGAAAUACUAAACGAACUACAAGAAAAUAAGACGAAACAAUGUCAUGGAGAAUUGGAGCUUAAAAUACAAAAAAGUGCCGAUUCCUUCACUACCAAAUCGUCCAGACUCCGCAAAGAAUCUACAUUAACUACAGAUCACGUCAAAAUUAAAAAGGGAACCAUAAAUAGUGACAGCUCUGUAGAGAGUGACGAAGAAGAACUAAAAGAUGGUCAAACCGAAAAAAUCAUGGAAGUGGCACCCAUUCAUUCUGGUAAUAAGUCGGACUCAGAUAAAGAAAAUAAAGAAAGAGUUCAAAAAAUUUCGCUAAAUAUGAAAAGGUCAUCAAAGUCUUCCAAAUACUUGAAGAUGCUAUCAAAGGAUUACGCUCUUGAUAUAAUUCAAUACAAAAUAGAUUUUUAUAAACAUUGCAAAACCAAUCCUAUGUAUAGUACGACAAACAUAAGACCUUGGAUAUUAAUGAACAAGCUAUCAGAUAGAAUACUCAAUGCAGCUCUCCUUGGUGUAGCCAAAGAAGUAGAAAUAAGUGAAGUAGUAGAAAAAAUUUAUCAAUCUGAAUUGCAAUUUUGUUAAUAUUUUUAUAAAUGAUAUAAAUAAAAACAGUAGGAUGUG
Messenger RNA from Diabrotica virgifera virgifera (western corn rootworm), 2386 nucleotides. RefSeq lists its product as uncharacterized. Bases 119 to 2347 code for a protein of 742 amino acids. NCBI's taxonomy places the organism in Eukaryota, Metazoa, Arthropoda, Insecta, Coleoptera, Chrysomelidae. The record is from RefSeq and is a predicted model, not a curated record. The transcript has 12 exons.